CGGCCGGGGCGGUGCGCGGGCGGCGCUCAGGGACCGUCGGGAGCGGGGCGGACGCUCGCGUCCCUCCUUCCCUCCCCGACUCUGGGGUGGCUGGCUCCGGCUCCCCGGCCGACAUGGGCGCCGCCGCGUGGGCACCGCUGCUGCGUGUGUCUCUCCUGCUGCUGCUUCUGCCGCUCCCGGGGAUGCCUGCAGGCUCCUGGGACCCGGCCGGUUACCUGCUCUACUGCCCCUGCAUGGGGCGUUUUGGGAACCAGGCCGAUCACUUCCUGGGCUCUCUGGCAUUUGCAAAGCUGCUAAACCGCACCUUGGCUGUCCCUCCUUGGAUUGAGUACCAGCAUCACAAGCCUCCCUUCACCAACCUCCAUGUGUCCUACCAGAAGUACUUCAAGCUGGAGCCCCUCCAAGCUUACCAUCGAGUCAUCAGCCUGGAGGAUUUCAUGGAGAAGCUGGCACCCACCCACUGGCCUCCUGAGAAGCGGGUGGCAUACUGCUUUGAGGUGGCAGCCCAGCGAAGCCCAGAUAAGAAGACGUGCCCCAUGAAGGAAGGAAAUCCCUUUGGCCCAUUCUGGGAUCAGUUUCAUGUGAGUUUCAACAAGUCGGAGCUUUUCACAGGCAUUUCCUUCAGUGCUUCCUACAGAGAACAAUGGAGCCAGAGAUUUUCUCCAAAAGAACAUCCGGUGCUCGCCCUGCCAGGAGCCCCGGCCCAGUUCCCUGUCCUGGAGGAACACAGGCCACUUCAGAAGUACAUGGUAUGGUCAGACGAAAUGGUGAGGACAGGAGAGGCCCAGAUUCGUACCCACCUUGUCCGGCCCUAUGUGGGCAUUCAUCUGCGCAUCGGCUCUGACUGGAAGAAUGCCUGUGCCAUGCUGAAGGACGGGACUGCAGGCUCGCACUUCAUGGCCUCUCCACAGUGUGUGGGCUACAGCCGCAACACAGCGGCACCUCUCACGAUGCCUAUGUGCCUGCCUGACCUGAAGGAGAUCCAGAGGGCUGUGAAGCUCUGGGUAAAGUCACUGGAUGCCCAGUCAGUCUACGUUGCUACUGAUUCUGAGAGUUACGUGCCUGAGCUCCAACAGCUAUUCAAAGGGAAGGUGAAGGUGGUGAGCUUGAAGCCCGAGGUGGCCCAGGUCGACCUGUACAUCCUUGGCCAAGCCGACCACUUUAUUGGCAACUGUGUCUCCUCCUUCACUGCCUUUGUGAAGCGGGAGCGGGACCUCCAGGGGAGGCUGUCUUCUUUCUUCGGCAUGGACAGGCCCCCUCAGCUGCGGGACGAGUUCUGAUUCUGGUCGGAACACCAGGCCUUCUGAUCCUGGAGGGACCAAAGUCUGAGCUGGUCCUUCCAGCCAGGCCUGGCAGCCAGAGGUGUUCCCAGCACUGCAAACUCCUCUUCUCACCUGCCAAAGAUGGAGAAGAGUGCCAGGGACCCCUGAAGGAGGGAGGCAUUCCAUAUCCCAGGGCAUUGGACUUCUGGGUUCCUAGGAGCAGGAGCAUCUCCCAUCACACGUGCUUCCUGCUCUUCUGGGAAUUUCUCACACCGGCAAAGCAGUCCAGCGUCCAUCUUUCAAUCCACUCUACUCUGAGCGGCCUGAGAUACUGAACUCUUGAGAGAUUUUUUUAUAGAGAGAUUUCUAUAUGCUUUUGAUACAAGAUCAUGACUACUCUAGAACUCUCUGCGGUUUUUGAAAAUCAGUGAAUUCCAUUAACGUAGGUACCUAAAGUGACCUUAACUGAAUGGAUGAGGCCAUGGCUGGUGUGGGUCACUGCUUUUCAAGGUGUCCCCCAAUGUGGCCCUCAAGAGCCAUCCCCACUUCCUGGCCAGAGCCAUUGUUGUCUCUGGCUUCCUAGGCCAUUUCUGGGGUUUAGGGCAUGAACACUGUCCUGCAUUGUAAACACUUUGCAAAUGGAAGUUAUCUGUCAUGGUGCUGUGCAGCGUUCUGUGGGCGACUAAGUGCCACUCAUGUGGUAUGUUCCUGGCAAGGAACACAUACCAUCAUGCCAUACUAUCACGGUGUUCUCACAGUCUUUUGGUGGUUGGUGGCCACGGCAAACCUGGCACCUUCUGAUCUCUUGCCCCAACGGGACUGGUUGGUAGAUGGCUGGCAUUAGGUUGAUAUCCAAAGCCUGUUCUCCAGGCCAUCCUCCUGCAGCUGGAAACUUAAGGCUAGAUUCUCACAAGGGAAUGUUAGCCAAGGCUCUGACCACGUAGAAGAUGCCCUCGGUCCAGAAGGCAUCACAGUUCUCAGUGGAGAAGCACCUUUUGACCCUUCCUUUCUGAUGUAAUCUCUGCCAACACCAUGAGGCUUAGGAUGCUCUGAGUCAUGAGUUUCGGUCUCUCGGAUGCUGCAGUUUUAGUAAUCCAUGACUCCUGAGAGUCCAUGGUGUUUUGACCUUGUGGUUCUAAAAGUCCAUGUCUGACCCUCAUAGAUCUUGUCCCUGCCAUGUCACCUCCCUCGGCCUUUAUCCAGGAAAAGGGGCAGAGCCUCCACUGAGCCAGGCCCAGAGCUCCAUGCUGGGCCAUCUCCCUUCAUUACCUGUGGGGGUAAACACUUUUUUGUCAGGAGCAGCCUGGGUCAGAGCUCAGAGGCCACAGUGUAUCAGAGAUCUCAAAUCAAACACCAAAGUCAGCAUUUGCUGCAUAGAGCUGACACCCAGCUCUAAGCAGGAGAAACUGCAGAAAGGGCUUUGGCAUCCUUCCCUCUUGGGAAAACAAUGAAGUGCUUUAAGUCCUGGGUGGACUGAGAGAUGGUUUGCCUGUCCAGACUUGCUCUCAGGCCUUAUCCAGAGAAAGAACUGCAGAUGAGAGAGCCCAUGCACUCCCUGCCCCCACCAGGUUGUAAGCCUGUGGCUGGUUGGCUGAUUUCAUCUUGGAAUUCAUUUGCCAUCUACAUCCUUACAUUGGGCACACACUUUAGAGUCUGAGACUCCAGUGGGGCCAUCCCAAUUUUUUUUCCCCCUGAGACAGGGCCUUGCUCUGUUUCCCAGACUGGAAUGCAGUGGCAUGAUCAUGGCUCACUGCAGCCUCAACCUCCCAGGCUUAAGCGAUCCUCCACCUCAGCCUCUCUGGUAGCUGGGGCUGCACGCCCAGCUCUAAAUCACCUUGAUUCACAUCAGCAGUAAUAAUUGCUUGUGUUCUAGAAGUUCUAGCAAGAUUAAGUUAUGUUCUGUGAGCUAGCACUUUUCCCUCUGACCCAGCUUUCUUACCUAUAAUAUGGUGGGCAGAUGCGGUGGCUCAUGCUUGUAAUCCCAGCACUUUGGGAGGCCGAGGUAGGUGGAUCACCUGAGGUCAGGAGUUUGAGACCAGCCUGGCCAACAUGGCGAAACCUCGUCUCUACUAAAAAUACAAAAAUUAGCCGGGCAUGGUGGCACAUGCCUGUAGUCCCAACUACUCGGGAGGCCACGGUGGGAGAACCAGUUGAACCUGGGAGGUGGAGGUUGCAGUGAGCCGAGAACGUACCACUGCACUCCAGCACGGGUGACAGAGCGAGACUCUGUUCCCUCAUCAAAAAAUAAAUAAAAUGGUGGUAAAAACUGACAGGUGUUCACAGGCCCAGAUCAGCUAAAGCGUGUACAUAAGAGCGCGUUGUAAACUUGAAAGAGACAAAGCCGCAAAUGUGGCUGUUGAUUAAUUUGACUGCCUCUUGUUGCUUGUCACCUCCGUGCCAGGCAACUGUGCUUGCUAAGUGCUUUAUGGACAUUCUCUUAUUUAUUCCCUAGCCCUAAGAAAUAGGAACUGUCAUUAUCCUUCUUCUGCACAAGAACAAAUUAAUGCCCAGAGAAUUCUCGUAAUUUUCCCAAGGCUGCCCAGCUGGUGGUGGUCAGCCAGAAGUUGACCUCCCAGAGCCAGUUCCAUUAGCCGCCAUGCUCUGCUGCCUCUAGCUCACAGAAUGCACUUUCCACCCUGCGCGCCAUGGAGGCCUCUGAUCAAAAAAUGGUCAGCCACCUUACCUUCUACUGGGCACCUGCUGUGAGUCUGCCUGUGCCAGAAGGGUUAAAGAGAGGAGGUUACCCAAGAAACAAAGCCCACAUGCAGCUUACAGCCGCCAUUGGAGAGUUUCUCAGUACAACAUGCUUUCAUUCAGUAGGUGUUUAUUGAUCACCUAUUAUGUGCCAGGCUCUAUGCUAGGUACUAGGGAUGCAGGAGAGAAUCAAACAUAAAGUCUUUGUUCUCAAGGAAUUUGCAUUCUAGAAAGUAGAAGACAAUAAAUAUACCAUGGGAGGUGUUGAUAAGUGCUAUGAAGAAAUAUAAAGGGCAUGGGAGCAAAAAGAGGCAGUGGAUCUAUUUUAGAUAAGGAGCCCAGGUGAGACCUCUGAAGAGCUACCAUGAAGGAGGGAGGGAGCACAUUCCCAGCAGAGAAAAACAGCACGUGCAAAGACCCUGAGGCUGGAAGAGCAGCAAGGAGGCCAGCAUGGCUGGAGAGGCAGGCGUAGGCAGGGAACUGAGCAGCAGAUAGAGCAGGCAAGCUGACAUUCUGCAGCCUGGCCAUGGUAGGCAGCUUUUAGUUGCAGAGAUAAGGGAAGCCGCCUAGGGUUCUGGGCAGAAAAGGGCACAAGCUGAUUCCCAUUUCUGAAGAACCUCUCUAGCUGGCCAUUGCCGAGGAGGUUGGAGAGAGAAGGGGUGAAAGCAGAGAGACCAGUGCGGGGUUGUUACAGGUAUGAAGGCGAGAGGCUGGGGUGCUGGGCUCCCCUAGACUAGGACUCCAGUGCCCUCUUCUCCCAAGAGACAAAGGCCAUUGCAUUGAAGGAGGCGGGAAAUGAUUAGAUUCUGAACAUAGAUAAUUAUUUUUCAAUCUUUUUCAAAGAUACAAUUAUUUGCAUAGUUUUAACCAUGCAAUUUAUAUGGCUUAAUGUACUAGUUUUUUACUUAAUAGUAUAUCAUUUCUUCCCUGUUGGUAUGUAGCCUGGAUAAAUGCUCUUAAUUAUUACUAAGGGGUGUUCCAUAGUUUAUUGUUUUCCUGUUUUGAGAACUUAGGCCAGGGGUGGUGGCUCACGCCUGUAAUCCCAGCACUUUGGGAGGCCAAGGCGGGCAGAUCACUUGAAGUCAGGAGUUCGAGACCAGCCUGGCCAACAUGGUGAAACCCCAUCUCUACUAAAAAUACAAAAAUUAGCUGGGCAUGGUGGCACAUGCCUGUAGUCCCAGCUACUUAGGAGGCUGACGCAGGAGAAUCGUUCGAACCCAAGAUGUAGAGGUUGCAGUGAGCUGAGAUCACACCACAGCACUCCAGCCUGGGUGACAAAGCGAGACUCCGUUUCAAAAAAUAAAAAAAUUGUUGGACAGGAAGCAAAAAAAAAGUUCAUUAAGAUAAAGUCCCAGAAGUAAAUUUGUUGGAUCAAACGCUUAAAACUUUUUGUUAUGGAAGGAUUCAAAUAUAAAUAAAAAAUUGUAAGUAAUUCAGUUUCAACAAUGA
Molecule: messenger RNA, 5405 nt
Organism: Callithrix jacchus (white-tufted-ear marmoset)
Lineage: Eukaryota; Metazoa; Chordata; Mammalia; Primates; Cebidae
Gene: POFUT1
Product: protein O-fucosyltransferase 1
Biological process (GO): regulation of Notch signaling pathway; protein O-linked glycosylation via fucose; Notch signaling pathway
Cellular component (GO): endoplasmic reticulum
Molecular function (GO): peptide-O-fucosyltransferase activity
Source: RefSeq, a predicted model, not a curated record